This is a messenger RNA of Cuscuta campestris, 1512 nucleotides long. The record is from the annotation of a GenBank genome assembly. NCBI's taxonomy places the organism in Eukaryota, Viridiplantae, Streptophyta, Magnoliopsida, Solanales, Convolvulaceae.
GGAAUCGAACGAACCUCAAUUGGAAUCUCCCCAUCUCCCUCCAUUGUCUUCCCUCCACAGCUUUCUACAGAGGAUCGAGAAUCGGAAUGCGGUUCUGAGAAUCGCCCGCGCCGUUGAGUGACGAUGGGUGCACACUGCGUUAACCUGUGUCGCGACACACGGGAUCGCUUCUCCGACCGCUGCUCCAGGUUCGCGCCCUGCUUCUCUGAUCCAGCUCGGAGAUCGACAUUCUGCUUGCGAGUAAUGCUGGUGGUGCUGCACCUGGUAAACGCGGGGUUUGUACUUGUGUUUGAUAGAGGGUUAAUUGAGAAAGCCAGAAAAGAACCUUGGUACAUUGCAUUGUACUUGCUGUUGUUCAUCAGCACUCUGGUUCAAUAUUUCAUCACUUCUUACUCAUCUCCUGGGUAUGUUCUUGACGCAAUGAGGGCUGUUGAUGAGGCAGCUGCUUUGUAUAAUAGUACAUCAGGGGCCUCAAAACAACCUGCUUCAAGCAAAAAUGUCAGUGUAGUAAUUACAAUUGAUAGGAAGCAGUUAGAACAAAGUCUUUUAGACGGUAAUGCAACGCCAUGGACAAAGUUAGUGAUGGAUUUGUAUCCCCCUGGAUCAUCAGUCAGAAACUGGACUUGCUCCUACUGCCACUGCUUGCAGCCUCCUCGAGCUAAGCACUGUCAUGAUUGUGACAAAUGUGUUCUUGAGUACGACCAUCAUUGUGUAUGGCUGGGGACUUGUAUAGGGAAGGGUAACCAUUGCCGUUUUUGGUGGUAUAUAUUCGAGGAAACAUGUUUGUGCAUUUGGACUGGAAUCUUAUACAUUCAGUUCCUUAAAUCUAGUAUAUCAAAGGCAUGGUGGGUGUAUGGACUUGUGAUUCUAUUGCUGGCAUCACUAUCAAUUUUCUUUGUUUUUUUGCUUCUCCUACUACUUUUUCAUAGCUACCUUGUUUUAACAAACCAGAGUACUUAUGAGCUUGUUAGACGUCGAAGGAUACCAUACUUAAGGGGGAUACCUGAAAGAGUGUUUCCAUUUAGUAGAGGGGUUUGCAGAAAUCUGUACAACUUUUGUUGUGACCGAAGCAGCAGCAUGUACAAGAUGCAACCUCUGCCAACGGCAAUGGAAAUAGAAGAGAAGUCAAAGCCUUAUACAUGUGCUGAUGUCAUGUCUUGCCGUUGUUGCUGUUAAUGACUUAGCCCGCCCAUCUCCUGACUUGAGUUAGUAACGGUUUGUGUUGGCCGUUUGUGGUUUUGUUUGUUGGUAAUGACUGUGUUGUAAUGUACACUAGUGUAUCGUUAGCGAUCCUUUAAUUUAAUUAGUGAAAGGUCAUGGGUGAAAAGUGAAAACUGGACAACUUAAUACAUUGAUCUCUUUAAAGGUCAAUAACAUAGUUGGGCAAACAUUGUUUGUUCUUUUCAACUUAUUUUCAAUCCAGUGUUCAACAAUUUUUACAUGGGUAGAUUUCAGUCCAAAAGCAUGGAUCUAUUUUCAGUUAAGUUCACUAAAUCAAGCUUUAUUUCCCUU